AUGGCCGCCCAGCCGGGACUCAAACACGCGGCCACGGAACACGCCGCCAUGGAUGAGAAACGUGAGAGGCGUCGCGGCGCGGCGGGCCGGGCGGCCGCUCUACGUCGGGCCCCCUCGGACUCGGACUGUUCGGGGGAGACGGCCUCCCUGUCGGCGGACAGCGGGGACAGGCCCGCCAGGCCCGCGCCCCCCACUACGAGGACCGCUAAGAAUAGGAGAAGAUUCUCUAUCAGCAGUCGUCGGCGAGGCAGCGAGUGGGAGGUGUUGGAGGGGCUCAAGGACGGCCAGAGGUUCGACCGGCGGCCCGACGUGUUCAACGGGUACCUCCACAAGAAGAGGAAGUGGCCGCUCAAGGGGUGGCACAAGCGUUUCUUCGUGAUAGACGGCGGUAUCCUGGUGUACGCGCGCUCGGCGGCGGACGUGUCCCGCGGCCGGCUGCACGGCUCCGUGGACGUGGGGCUGUCCGUCAUAUCGGCCAAGGCGCGCCGCAGACGGAUCGACAUAGACGCUGACGAGUUCAUAUACCACCUGCGGGCCAAGACGCCCGACGUGUUCCGCACCUGGCUCAAUGUACUGAAGGCGCACCGGUUGUACCGCCAGCACCUGCUCACGUUCGGUGCGCGCGAGUCGGUCCCCAAGAUACACGCGCCCGACGACCUGCCCGCACACCCCGCGGACACCCCCUCACGGAACACGAUCUCCAGAAAGAUGUACGAUGAAAAAGUUACACGUGAAUGGGGAACGAACAGCUUGGUGUACACGCUGUACGACGUGCAAACGAGCUAUAAGAACGCGUUCAACAAACGACCGGCGGCGAAGUACGGCGGAGACAGAAACGCGGUACAAGAACUGUUCACAGUUAUAGAUGAUAUGGAAAAGAAUAUACACAUGAAAAACAAAAGACUGAAGGCCGCUCACAGAAACGAGAAGAUUAAGAGAAACGAAAAUAUAACUCUCAUGAUGUCCAUCAACGAGAGACAGGAGUGUGAAAAUAAUGUGAGCCAUAUGACAUACUGCGACACCGCCUGCUCCUCCGAAACAUCCUUCGAUGAAAAAUAUAACAAACAAACACACAGCGUGACCGACGUGGACGGAACAGACACGCCCGCGUACUACUUCUUCACCAGGAAAGAAAAGGGAGAAGACAAGCCAUUGAUUAGGAGAAGUAAGAAGUGCACCAACGUUGUUAGAUACAGAAACAUACAGGACGAGCCGCGACUCAGGAAACCUCUGAGUAAAGUCAUGCUGUUGACUAAAUAUAAACUGAUGCAGUACAACUCACUGACGCUGAACGACUGUGACGAGGACGCGGGCACGAAACAAGUGGACAUACAAACAACACCCAGCAGAGAACACAAAGAUAUACAGAACACGUUGUCACCAGAAGACUACGACACCAUCGCUGAGAAACUGAUGGUAUCAGUCGUCUCCAACAACAGUAAGGACUCCUUCACCAAGAACUGCAUUAACCAGGUCAUCAAAGAGUUGUAUGAGAUAAAACAGAAUGAUACCGGGGACCAUCCCGUCAGAAACCUGUUCCGAAGCCUGUUAGAAUAUUGGUUACAUAACACCUCCUCCGAAAACUGGAGGAACGGCACGAAGAUAACUAAAUCCAUCCACCGGCCAUCUAAUAGAUAUUUUACAAGAGACGAGCCGACGUCCAACAUCACCGUGCCGCAGACAUCACGAUCCACUCAGUUCCGCGGGAUAAGUGAUCUGAUUAAAGAUAAGGCCUUCGAGAUCCCCAUACAGAACCCUGGCAAGAACAACAGGCUGGCGUGCAAGAUAAAUGACAGCUUCGAAAAAGAAAGACGAAUACAAGAACUGGAAAGAAUACUUAAAAAUACCAUUUACAUCUGUGAAACGGUUCAGAGCAAUCACAGCAGGGAGAAAGAUAUCAAAAUAACCAAGAAAAUUAUUAGCAGCCUCGAUAAAUUCCCAAAUGAAAAUAAUUUAACCAAAUCAGACGAAGAAAGUGCAUGCGAUAACUCUAAUUCAUCGAACGAACUACCAAAACUACAAGAAACAAUAAAACAUCUUAUUAGCGAGACCUCCAUACCACCCGACGUGGCCAAAGAGUUCUUUGGGGCUUAUUUAAACCUCCUGCGACAGGGUCACAGUGAUGAAGAGACCACGUCGUCUUCUGAAGAACAGCACGCAAACGUUAGUGCCAAGUGUGAUAUUAUAGCUGAACCGGUCAACAAGAGACUCUCGAAAGGGGUUUCGACCAAAGAAGACGGAUCACCGAGCAAGGAACACGGCGGUGACUCCGGACAGAUGUAUCUUAAGAACAUACUCGAUACUAUAACAACUAUUUUCUCAAGAAAUGUUAUUGCAAAUGCGAAGAGACAGUAUAGUAAAGACUGGACCGGAAUGAAAGUUCACAAUGAAAUUGACCUCUUUAAAAAAGACAGUUGCGGAGAAACUUCCCUUGUCAUAGAUAUAUCUAAAUACGACCUCGAACAUAUAUCACUGAAAAACGAUCCAUCGGUUAAAGGAAUGCCUUCAAUAAUAAUGAAACUAAAAGAGAAACCAAUGUAUUCUGGGGAGAGUAAGUCUAUGAACUUAAACUUAAAGUUCGCGGACACAUCCGACAUAGAUGUAAGUGAUAUAUUUCCACUGAAGAAUUCCCAAUCUGAUAGAAUAUUCUGUACGAAAUCAGCAAACUGUAUAUCAUUAACACGAAUCUCCUAUCAGAACAUGCAGGAGUAUGUCGACAGAGAAGCUAAAGAGUUACGACCAUACAUGAGCAGCCACGAGGGGAGCGAUAAAAUAAUAUUAAACGAUAUUAAAAUAAAAAGUUGUUCCACUUUAAGUUGUGGAAUAUGUGAAGAGUACAGAUCGAAAACGACCGGCAACAAGGUACAGAGGGAAGGAACAGACUCGAAGAAGAAAACAUACGAUGACGACAUGCAGUCGUGUUACAUUCUAUCAUUGAAGAAAAGGAAAUCACUCACACAAUCCAAACACAAGAAGAAAAAAACAUUAACCAGCGAACGUGAGCGAGGUGUCACUUUACACCUCAGUCAAAGCCAUACGUCCAUGUUUGACAAAACACCCAAGGUUAUAGACGAGGCCUAUAUACUAAAAGUUCUGGAGAAUUUAACGAAAGUAUCAAAAAAUGUUCCAAACAUUAAUAAGGAAAUUAAUAACUUUUACAUGAAGUUACGGAAAAAACAUGAAAAAAUGUCUACAAGUACUAGCAGAUCAAACAGAUUGGGUUUAUUGGGGAAGAUUUAUAAAGACGAUUCUUUUUCCAAAGGCGCGGAAGAGAUCGAAACUCAAUUCGACGAAACUAUAUGUCCAAGGGCUGUAACGUUCCUCACCACAGACACCGGAACGAGCACCAGCAACGAUCAUAUUAAGAAACGCGUCAGUGACAAAGCCACGGGCCUGAUUUUAAAAACAGAAAAUCUGAGUAAAUAUAUUCAGGUCGGUGUGAAUGAGGACAGUAUCACGAGAAACACUUUUAAUGUACCAAGACGAAACAUAUUUUUUAACACUUACAACACGAGCAGUACUCAGACGUCAUCCUUCAGUAGUAUGUUUAGUGAAGAAGAUCAUCGAACCGCGGAGCGAGCUACAUCCAGGCCAGAUUUCCCUACAGCGAACGGUACUAAAGACUGCGCUAUCAGCACUAUAGUGAAGUCGAUGUGGGACAAAGCCGAUAGCUCGCAGAACUUCCGCUUUAGGAAAAGAAGUGUAAAAAGGAACGACGAGGAAGCUGUAGCGACGAAGAAGUUUAAAAACAUUAGAAAGCCAUCUCCAGAAAUAAGACAGAAUCUGAUCAAAGAGAUUGCACUUUUUUCUCCGCAACUCAAAGUGUCCACACAGUCACAAACGGAGAAGAAGCUGCGAUGUCUGCGGAACAAACCAGCCACCACCGACUACCAAGUGUACCAGCUGUUCAUGAGCCGCAAGUACGAGGCUAAGAAGUCAUGUUCGAUGUUAAACUUUAUCGUUCAGAGCGACCUCAGCGACGACCUCCAAACCCUCUACCGAUGUAGUAGCGACACCUCCUACAUAUCCGGACUGGUCAGUCCGACGCCCGCCCGAGGGCCUCAGGCUGGCUUCGUGGCCGGCACGCCCGGGGGACGCUUUGCAGGAUGGAUCCUCGAGGCCGGCUGUCCCCUGGAGAGCGCGUCCCGCGAGCUGGGCCAGGCGCAGCUGUCCGUGCAGCAGCUGCAGCGGCUGCUGGCCGCCAUCGAGCUGCAGCAACAGCAGCACCACGACACAGAUGUGUCUCUGGAGGGCGCGUCUCCUAACGUGAAGAAGGACCGCCGUAAGUUCGGUCUGCGCAAGAAGAAGUCGUCGGGCAAGGGCUCGACUGCGGAGCUGCACGCGCCGCACGCGGACCUGGCCGCCUCGCACAUGUGCCUGUCCACGGUGCCGGCGCCCCCCUCCCCCGGCGGCGGGUCGGCCUCCGUCCCGUCCUCCGCGGCCUCGCUGCCCAUCGGUGAGUGA
This is a messenger RNA of Danaus chrysippus (African queen), 4464 nucleotides long. NCBI's taxonomy places the organism in Eukaryota, Metazoa, Arthropoda, Insecta, Lepidoptera, Nymphalidae. The record is from the annotation of a GenBank genome assembly.